Molecule: messenger RNA, 2394 nt
Organism: Adineta ricciae
Lineage: Eukaryota; Metazoa; Rotifera; Eurotatoria; Adinetida; Adinetidae
Source: the annotation of a GenBank genome assembly
AUGUGCUGUUCCAAAUCGAAUCAAAGUUCAAAGAAGAAAAUGGGUAACGCUAACGCUCGUCGACCAGGAGGUGGCCUAGGUAAUUAUGGUGUGGAAUACGAUCCGUACUAUAACUACGGUGAUAUAGCAAAUUAUGGUUCAUCUUACCAACCUAUUCAAGGAUACCCAAUCGGUUUUGGUACCACAGAUGGGCCAUUAUUGACAUCAGUCAAACCUUCACCUGGUGCUUUGGGUAUGUAUGGUAGCACGUAUCCAGCUGGUUUCAAUCCAAUUCUCGAGCCAGGUCUAAAUGGGCCUAAAAUUCGCGUCAUAUAUGUACCUAGUCACAUAGUCAGUGGUAUGCAAAAUUUAAUACAACCGGGUGCAAUAGGUGGAGUGAAUCCAAUCAAUCCGAUCAACCCAAUGAUGGCUUAUGGAGGUGGAGUGAAUCCAAUCAAUCCGAUCAACCCAAUGAUGGCUUAUGGAGGUGGAGUAAAUCCAAUCAAUCCAAUGAUGGCUUAUGGAGGCGGUAUGAAUCCCAUGUCAGGCGGUCUAGGCGGGUGUGGAUUACCACCACAAAUGUUGUCACAACUGCCAAUGUCUCCAAUGGGUUCUAACUGCUGCUCUUUAUCCAUACAAAUCCCACCUGCAUCUCCACAAAUGCCAUACCCGAUGCCAUGCCCACCACCGAUGAUCCAGCCGAUUAUGUCACCAGUGCCUAUGCCUGGCCCACUCAUAAUGCCACAAAUGCCAAGUCCACAGCCGAUACCAUAUCCACAAAUUGUUCCUCAGAUGCCCAUGGGCCCAUUACCAAUGCCUUAUCCACCUGUAAUACCGCAAAUGCCUAUUUCACCUUAUCCCAUGCCGUAUGCUCCUGCUGCACCACCACAAAUGCCAAUUAUCCCGCAACCAAUUCCUUAUCCGUCCAAUAUGCUUCAACCGCCAUACCUAUAUCCUAUGCCAAUGAUACCUCCGCAAAUACCGAUGCCAUUUCCAGGACAGAUACCUCAAAUGAUCCCGCAGUCAAUUCCGUAUGGACCUCAGUUUCCAAGCGUCCCUCAACAACCAAUCUUCCCUGCUGGCGUGCCUGGAACUCCGCCAUAUGGAAUGCCAUCGUAUGCAGGUCUCAAUAGUUAUAGUGCCAUACCAAAUAUUGGUAGUAAUAUCAUUGCAAAUCCAAGUGGAAUCAACCAAUCACCUUACGGUCAACCUGGCCUUGGAGCAUAUGGCAGUUUUGCAUCGUAUAGUAAUUUUAGUCAAGCUGCUCUCGGUCAACCAGCGUAUCCUCAACCUGGACUCGCCGGAUAUAGUGGUUAUGGUCAAUAUGCACAGGGAAAUUACUAUCAACCAAUACUUAAUCAAGCCGCUUUUCCAGGAUUUAGUGGAGUCAAUCAAUCCCCAUAUGGUGCCUACGGCGCGUCACCCUAUGGACAAUCUGGUCUUAUAGGAUACGGUCCACCAGGAUUUGGUAAUUAUGGUCAGCAAGGCUUUGCUAGUUUCAAUCAACAAGGUUACGGUGUAUACGGUAAUUCACCGUACGGUAAUGUUAAUCAACCAGCUGCCAGUGGUUACAUGCAACAAGCUCCCUAUGGAUACGGUCAACAAGGUCUUGCAAUGUACGGCCAACAAAAUUACAACGGUUAUAUUCCCCAACCGUACGGUGCCUUUCAAACGCCACCCUAUGGUAACUAUGGUCCACAACCGAUCGGUGCUUUCAGUCCAUUAGGAGUUGGCAGCUUUCCUCAAGCUCCGCAACAACCACCUCAAUCGCCAUAUAAUCCUUUUCAACAACAGUCAUAUAACUAUCCAGGAGUAAAUCCAAACAUUUUCGGUGGUUCACCACAAUUCGCAGGUGUUCCUCCCGGUGGCAUAUUCCCAUCGGCUGGUGGCUUUUCUCCAGCGGGUGGUCCACAAUCAGUAUCGUUUCCAAGUGGUACUGGACGACAAACUCACAAUAAAACCAAUACUAUGGGUCACUUUUCCCUCGUCACAUUUGUUAUUUGCAUUGGUUUAAGUAUGGUUAUUGCCAAGCCCGAGGUUAAAUUCCGUCACCAUCAACAGAAACGAUUUGUUCGAAGCAGCGAACCAAUACGUAGUUUACACGGUCAAAAACAAGUUAAUGCAGCAGGUCGUGCUGAUGCUACUACAACGAUGAACCCAUUGGCUGUUAUCGCUGGCCCAAAACAAGAUGAAAUGGCUUGUCUUGCUGCUUGUCACUCUUGUCUUCAAGGUUUUCCAGCUCAGCGCAAGAAGAAAGAUGACGAUAAUUGUGGUCCGAUGUGUGAUUGUGCUGAUCGUUGUUUCUUCAUGCCAGUUGAACAAGUUGGUAAUAUGUACAAUCAGAUUUCUAAUAUUCGGAAUGGACGUGAUUGUUGGUGGAGAGCCUAUAACGAUUUUUUCACGAAUGCGAAAUAA